Messenger RNA from Solenopsis invicta (red fire ant), 3070 nucleotides. Its product is annotated as serine hydrolase-like protein. Bases 2047 to 2952 code for a protein of 301 amino acids. The transcript has 2 exons. The record is from RefSeq and is a predicted model, not a curated record. NCBI's taxonomy places the organism in Eukaryota, Metazoa, Arthropoda, Insecta, Hymenoptera, Formicidae.
UUUUUUCAUUAAACCUUUUAUUUAAUGAAUUUUUAUCUUCGUUUUCCUCGGAAUAACGUUUCGUAAUUCAUCUUCGAGAACAAUUGCAAUAUGAUUCACGAAACAGUCAGUCGUUCUUCUUUGUAUCAUGUACACGACAUGGAUCAAGAUGAAUCUUUCUCUUUAUUAUUAAUUUCUCCAGAAGAUGUCUUUAAGUCAUUAAAUACGUGGGCAUUGACGCGGUCCAUUUUAUUUACGGAUUCAUAUUUAGCAAAAACUAUAGAAAGCUCUUCUUAUUUUCCAAAUAACAAAACCGCACAGACUUGUACCAUAUUUGUGUUAAAUUAUUUGUAAUACAAUCAACCUAAUUCUUUGCAUAAGCAGUAACAUGUACGGAGAAGCAUGCUCUUUAAUCGGAAUCUAUCGUGAUUAUAUAAUGUUUUCUAUUAAAGCAGAUUAUUAGCGAAUAGUCGAAACUAUUCGCUUGGACUGCAAGAAACAUGUAUGUAUAUUCGAUGCUUAACUUUGUUUUUUUUUUAUACAUCGUGUAAUCAAAGUUUUUAGAAAUGCAAAAGAUAGACAAAAUAAUGCGAACACUUUGGAAAUACAGACAUUGUUAUCUGUUAUCAUGAAUUAUUUAUUCGUGUAACAAAGGAAACAAUGAGAAACAACAAACUACAGAUUAAAUAAUUUUACAUUAUUAGAGACCGACAAAUUUAUAUUUUAUACUGGGCAUCAGACUAACAAAGUUAAUUUUUUAAAAAAACUUUAUUAUACUUAAAUUGCGUGGCAUUUGUUUGUUUUAGCAUGACUGACCCUAUUUAGCUAAAAGAGAUAAACUUUCCCAGCAAAUGAUAAAUAAUUGGAAAAUAUUGAAAAUUAUACUUUGAAUCAAGCUUUCGAAUUUUUUUAAUCAGUUUUCAACCUGUAAUCCGUUGAAUCCGUAAUUGUGGAUCGACCAUUUGCUAUUAUUAGUAUCACACCCAAAAUGUAAAAUUAUAUUGAAAAUUAUUCAUUGAGCGAUGUCAAGUUUAAAAUUUUUCUAGACAUUUGUUCAGUCAACAGGUAUGACUAAUUAGUAUUGCCAAAUAAUUGCAGAGGGCCACUUACGUUCCUAGAUCCUGGGGUGGGGGCUGGAAGAAUUGGGAGAAGAGGACAACUAAAACUAUUCAGAAUACUAUAAUUAAAGAAAGAAAAAAGAAAAAAAAAGCAAAAUAAAAAUAAGAAAGAGUAUACACAUUAACUCAUAAGUAACGGAAACUAAAUGAAGAUACAAUCUAAAAAUCAAAUGGAAACCCAAGAUAAAGUAACUAUAAUCCAAAAAUUAUCCCGACACACAAAGGAAAUUAUAUAUACACAAUCAGAUCUUUGGGCCAAUAGAUCUGGUUGAGAUUGAAUUGUACGUUGUGGUACUGUGAUCUUCAAUAGAAGUCAGAUAUCCAAAGGCCAAUAGAAGAAGAAGAAGAAACGAGGACCUCGAGACUGAUUCGCUCCGAAACUAUCGCGCAGUAAACGCGAUUCUCUUCAACCGUUACGACGAACUUGUAUUCCGACGCCGCUCUCGCGGUUACAUCAUUUCGUUGUAAAAGUGUUAUGUAUCAGUGAGUGGUCAUUCAUAUAAAACUUGAAGUUGUUUAAGUAUAACGGUACUUGUGUCUCUCCCCUCGAGCCUCUCCUCACCAUCCCGGUUCCUAAGCGUAACGCCAAUUCGUCGUGAGGCGUCGAUGAUUUUUCAGACACAGCACGGAGAAGAGAAAUGUUUUACGGAAUCCCUGGCCUGACGUUACCCGCCCGCACAGUCAAUUUUAAAAGUACGCCCUUACAGGAGGGUUCUUACACAAGUUUAAAUAGCACAUAUACACGUUCACGAGAAUAUAUUGAAUUUUUUUUCCUUGUAGUCCACUUUAGUGCUAACGCCUCGCUAUAAUAAUAGUGUUUGGUCUUCAGAGAAGUGUUUCCAAUUUUCAUCAAACUGUUUACAUUAUUUGUUGACGUAAAUUUCAUAAAUUAAUCCAGACCACAUACCAGAUAAGAGUGAGACAAACAUUGUAAGAGCAACCAGCAAAAAUGGCAGAAGUAGAACAAGAAUUUAAGGAGAUAAAAUUGUCCGUACCAUGGGGUCACGUUGCCGCCAGAACUUACGGUUCUCCCACGGAAAAGCGAGUCUUACUGAUACACGGUCUUCUGGAUAACGUUGGAACAUUUACUAGAUUGAUGAAAUAUUUACCAAAAAAAUCAUUUUAUUACGUAUGCAUAGAUUUACCUGGCCAUGGUUGGUCAUCAGUCUUUCCAUCUUGGAUGGUGAUUGACUUUGUGGAUUAUGUACACUCACUAUAUUUUAUCUUAGAAGCGCUACAGUGGGAUACAUGUAUUAUUUUAGGACAUUGUUUCGGAGCGCAAAUAGCUUUAGGGUUCAGUAUUUUUUACUCGAACAGAAUUGAGAAGAUAAUCUCUAUUGACGGAAUUUUUGGGGUUUCUCCUUAUGAAAAAGAUUUUAUAACAUAUUUUCAAGCUGCAUCUGAACUUUCAGUAAAAGAUUAUUAUCAAAAACAUAAUAAAUUGUCUUUCACCAAAGAAGAAAUAUUACGCGCUCUUAGGACUAUGAGGCCAACACCUUUGAAUUACGAAGCUGCUGACGCAAUGUUUGAGCGUGCAGUUACAGAAGUAAAUGGAAAAUACAUAUAUAAUAGAAAUAUAAGAUUAAAAAAUGUUCCUUUAUCAUUUUUUAACAUAGAUCAGUGUCUACAACUCUGUCAUAGACUUCCAAUGAUACCAAUAUAUAUCUUUGUUUCAUUGUCUCACGGUAUUAUUGUUUCAUGUAAAAAUUAUAAAUUAAUAUUUGAAAUAAUGAGAGCUAAAUCCAUAUUAGAAGUAAUUUAUGUAGACGGAAAUCAUGACGUUCAUAAUAAUGAGCCUGAAAAAGUUGCGCCAUUUAUAUGUAAAAUAUUGAACAGCAACAAUUCCAAACUAUAGACAGAUAUGUACAUGUACAUGUACAUAUACAUAUACUCUUAUUAUAGAUAUUGUUUAAUAUAUAAAUAUAUUAAAUAUAAUAAAUUAUAAUAAAUAUAUUUUAAAGUUUAUAAUAUAA